AUGUAUACACAAAAACAGAACCUGAAAAAGCUCCUAACAGAAAAAGGCAUCGAGGUCCAACAAUGCAACCCAAGGUUCAUGCACGAACAAGAGACGAGUGUUAAGUUAUUGUUUAAACUCACUGGGCCAACCAGUUGGACCUACACGGGAAAUUGUUCAGGAGUUCAAGCAAUUCUUGGGAAAAGUAUAUGGUUCCUGAAGCUGGAAAGAGAAUGGGUGAUGCAGGCUAUCAAUGGAAGCUGGAAAGCUCAUAAAUGCUUUACUAAGAAUAACUACUUCUCUGCAUAUCCCAUUGAUGCUUUAAGAUGGUUUCAUAAGCCAGACACAAUUUUAGAACCUCAAUUUAGAGAGCUUUUGCAAUAUUGGCAUUCUAAAGUGGCUGAGAACGUGAAGUUACUCUAUGACGCAUGUAUUCCAUACUGGACCACCUCAGCUUUCAUUGAAUUGGAAUUCAGUAAGAUCAACAAAGACAAUCGCCUAAUGUUAGAUGAUAUGCACACUAUGGGCCGUAACUCUUACGCAAUUUUACGCCAUAAGUUGGAUCCUGAUAAGCAAGAACCUUCUCAAGCAAGGGUCUAUAAGGAGUCAAGAAAGAGAACGGUGGGAAGGAAAUACCUUACCAACCAUGAAAAAAUAGAAGAGAAUAUUGCUAAAAUGGAUGCUUUGGAGUCUUCCCAACAUGAAGAUGGUAGUAACUCUAAGGACCCUUACUCCGAAGUGAUUCCAGAUCCUAAGCGCAAAAGCCGUGUACGCCUACAAGGAAAAGGUGUAAAAAAGUCAGAUUUGAAGAAAAAAGAUAAAAAGUCAGAUUUCGUAUUCCCGACAGGAUUUUUAGAAAGUAUGCAAUCUCAAUUAGUACAACAACUUGCACCAAGCAUAACAACUGCAAUUUUGACUCAACUUCGGGAUGCUAACCCUCGGAUCAAUUUUGUCUUUCCUGAUUUUGCAAUUCCAUCGGCUCCAAAGGAUGCAUCUAGUGCGCCACAUCUUCUUGUUUGA
This is a messenger RNA of Chenopodium quinoa (quinoa), 999 nucleotides long. RefSeq lists its product as uncharacterized. The record is from RefSeq and is a predicted model, not a curated record. Lineage: Eukaryota; Viridiplantae; Streptophyta; Magnoliopsida; Caryophyllales; Amaranthaceae. Bases 1 to 999 code for a protein of 332 amino acids. The transcript has 6 exons.